Messenger RNA from Entrophospora sp. SA101, 402 nucleotides. Lineage: Eukaryota; Fungi; Glomeromycota; Glomeromycetes; Entrophosporales; Entrophosporaceae. The record is from the annotation of a GenBank genome assembly.
AUGGCACUUUCUACACCAGCAGCUUAUGCUCUAUUUUUCAUUACAGUUUUCUCAUUUUUAAUUAUUGGAUUGUAUGCUGCAUAUAAAAAUACGAAAAAUAAAUCCGAUUUUUUAUCUUCUUUAAGAACUCAAACUGCUGUACCAUUAGCACUUAACUGGAUAGCUUCAUGUCUUGGAUCAUCAUCAUUGUAUGCAUAUCCAGAGGUAGGAGUAUUAGCAGGAAUAUUAGGUGUAUUUAUGUAUGCAUUCGGGACUAUCGUUUCAUUAUUCGUGUUUACACUUUUUGGACCAUACAUUCGUAAAAAAUGUCCUGAAGGAUUCACCAUAACAGAAUUUGUGUUGAAGAGAUUUAGUAUCGUCAAUCAAAUUUACAUUUCAUUGAUGUCAUUGGCUAUCAAAUAA